This is a messenger RNA of Lotus japonicus, 1130 nucleotides long. RefSeq lists its product as uncharacterized. Lineage: Eukaryota; Viridiplantae; Streptophyta; Magnoliopsida; Fabales; Fabaceae. The transcript has 5 exons. The record is from RefSeq and is a predicted model, not a curated record. The coding region runs from base 136 to 936 and encodes 266 amino acids.
GAAUACACCAAUAAAUAAAUGCUUGAGAAAAAAAUUAGUUGGCGAAGUGUAUUUUGCUUGGUGGUCUGAAAAACCGAAGGAAACAGACAUCUUCUUCUUCUUCUUCUUCUUCUUCUUCUCUUAACCUAAUUCACCAUGAACUCUCUCGUUGUAAGCUCACACACUUCUUCAUUCCGCACCUUCCCACACUCUUCCUCAACACAAAGUUUCAAUCUUUUCCCCAAUCUAAGACAACCCACUUUCCUCAAUUUUCAUUUCUUCUCCUCUAAAUUCAAGCCACCCCACUUCAUCGCAUGUUGCUCAUCUGGGUCAUCACCAAAUCGAUCGAACCCUUCAGAGGAAUCGAUUCUUCAAAAUGACAUCUUUCAUGCUGAAGUCACAACCCCCAAUGUUCCUUCAUUUGCUUCUCCUGUGUCCAAGUUUAGCUUCACUGACCAAGCUUUCUUUCUCAUCACUUUCAUUGCCUGCACGACUUCAGUGACAUUCACUAGCCUUGUUUUUGCUGCUGUUCCCACUCUAUUUGCAAUGAGAAAUGCUGCAAUAUCCCUUUCAAAGUUAGCAGAUACAGCUCGUGAGGAACUCCCCAGCACCAUGGCUGCUAUUAGGCUUUCAGGGAUGGAAAUAAGUGAUCUCACACUAGAAUUAAGUGAUCUAAGCCAGGAAAUAGCAGAUGGAGUCAACAAGUCAGCCCAAGCUUUGCAAGCUGCAGAAGCUGGAAUCAAACAGAUUGGUUCAAUGGCACAAGAACAAACUAUGUCUAUGAUUGAAGAGAGGGCAAAUUUGCCUAUAAUAUCUUUGCAACCUGUUGUUGUUGGAGCUGCAAGAAAGACUUCCAGAGCAGUUGGCCGAGCCACAAAGAGCUUGAUGAACAUCAUUUCAGGAAAGGAAGGGACAUCAGAAUAUGAUGAUGAUGAUAAUGGCAGAAAUUACAUGUGAUGAGUUCAACCAAAAUGAUUCAACUGUGCAUAUUUCAUUUUCUCAAUGCCUCGACAAAAAUAUAGUGUAGAAGGAUAGCGUAGAUUGAACAGAAAAUUUAUGUCAAAAUUUGUAUGUUUUCUUUCAUGAUGUAUAGGGACCACCUUAAUACUUUGAGAUUUGCUACAUAAAAGUGCAGUUCUAAGUUCUAACCA